AUGACAUGCAAUCGAUGGAAUAAACACUACUUCGCUGCCACCGCCUUCGCUAAUCUUUGCACUCAAGUCGUAUCUCUGGAUUGGGAAAAAUGUCGCGCGAGAAUAAAAUCCGAGGUCACUAACGGGACUUUAUUGCUCAACGACACCACCAUCUUCCAUCCCAACUCGACGGCCGAAGCGCCUUACCUGACUUUUCCGGCUUGCGAAACUUACUGCGGAAAAGGAAGAACAUGGUAUGAGGACACAGGACCGAUUUUGAAUACCUGGCUCAUCCCAAUUCUUAUUCUCGUCAGCCAAAUGGACGUUUCACCUCUGGAUAAGAGAACGUAUUUAGUUCUUUUUCAUCUCCUAGGCGAUCCAAUCGACUCCAUUUAUUCGCUUCUCUUGAAGAUAGAAGCGUGGAGUCGUUGCAGAAUUAGGGCCGAGCAUGAGUGGAAUGUGAGACAUGCACCGGGGUUGAUUGCCUUAGAAUCGGGAGAAACAUGGAAGUCAAGAAUCAAAAGACGACUGAUUGAUUUUAUGGCGCGAAUCAAAGUUGCAAUCUGGGGUAGGCCAGGCGGUGUAAGAAGGCGAUGGAGGGAAAUAGGGAAUGAUGAGAAGGCUGAAUUUGUAAGAACCCUUGGGACACUCCUGGGCGGAAUUGAAGAGCUUGUGGGAGAAGGCUUCAAUCCAUGGGAGGUUUAUGAAAAGAUAUCUCUCGUUCCUGACAUUGACAUCGAUCGAUUUCGUAACGAUGUCGCUUACGAGCUCGCCAACAGCAGAACCGACGACAUCUAUCGAACUUGUCUAGCGGUUGCACUCUUCUUUUAUCAAGUUAUAUCAGGUUUUGUCGUUAGAGUAGGUGGAAAUGCCAGUUCACCUCCUGGUGGACGGAUUGGCAUCUGCAUGUUCUUGACGUACAUCCUCCCUGCUAUUUUGAUGAGUAAUCUCCUGGGAAACUUUACUUCGGCCUCUACUUGUUACAGUAUUUUCCAGAAGAACCUACCUGCCGGAAUACAUCUUCUACCACUUUUGUAUCCCCAAAGGUCUGCUUCGCGCAAGGAUGUUACCGAAUAUUUCAAAGCUCGUCCCUGGUCUGGAGGAAUAUACACGUUUCGCCCUGAAAAGUAUAUGUUCAACGACAAUUUUGCUGGUACUCGAUCACGCAAGCUAUUGUUUCCGCUGGCGAUAUCACCCGUACUUUUCUCAACUAUCACCGGAUUAUCUAUUAUCUGGCAUCUCCCGCCCGCAGGUGUUAACUGCCGUUGGUUUGUACUGUUGGGCAUCAGCUAUCUCUACUUCAUCAGUACUCUCAUUACACAGGCUUCUUACGUCUUAAGUUCCAAGAAGAGUCGACUUUGGCGGAUGAUUAUGUGCAAAGAUGUUGUCAUCGCAGUCCCAACAGUAAUCUUGCUUUUCUUAUCCAGCAGUGGAUUGUUCAACACAUGUUGGUGUUGGAGUGGUGUGAUGAUGCAUUUGCACAGCAGGGAAAAAGCCAAGGUUGGACUCAAUACAGACUUGUCAUUCAGACCAUAUAUUACAAGACUCUACCCAGCAUUAUUUGGCAUUUGUCUAACACUACAGAUGUUGACAUUUAUGGUUAUGUUCAUAAAUGGAUGGAAAGGCUUGACCCUUAUGAGGUGGUCUAGGUACAUCAUGGCAAACCAGUUGGUGGAAUUUGCAGAGGAUCUUGGUCAUCCGACCUCAGCGCAUGGAACCGCUGGAAUUGUCAUUGCCCAGGAAGGAGUUCCUGGCCGUCAACAUCAAAAUGACUUGCCCUCUCAAGCGGUUGUUGCAGCACACUCGUUGGGAGCAGGAUUCCAAGUUGAAGAACCGGAAACGGGCAGUGAUCAUGAGCUCGAAAGGUUUGUGACAGCUAGUAGUAGAGGCAAUGAUGUCGUACAGCAGAAUCCAGAGAGAGAAGGUUUGCUAUCGUAG
Messenger RNA from Glarea lozoyensis ATCC 20868, 1917 nucleotides. RefSeq lists its product as uncharacterized. The transcript has a single exon. The record is from RefSeq and is a predicted model, not a curated record. Lineage: Eukaryota; Fungi; Ascomycota; Leotiomycetes; Helotiales; Helotiaceae. The coding region runs from base 1 to 1917 and encodes 638 amino acids.